Molecule: messenger RNA, 3084 nt
Organism: Lathyrus oleraceus (garden pea)
Lineage: Eukaryota; Viridiplantae; Streptophyta; Magnoliopsida; Fabales; Fabaceae
Exons: 3
Coding region: 1-3084 (1027 amino acids)
Biological process (GO): proteolysis
Molecular function (GO): aspartic-type endopeptidase activity
Source: RefSeq, a predicted model, not a curated record
AUGACGUUAGAGCAAGUGGAGGCUAACCAAGCUACCAUGAGGUCAGACAUCAAUACGAUCCAAGAGAAGAUGGAUCAACUGCUGGAAACAAUGCUCGCCAUCUCCCAGAGAGAGAGGGUUGCAGACGCAGAAGAUGAGGCUAGAAGGAAUGAUAACCCAUCAAGUUUGGUCCACCAAGAUGAGAGCUUCGUCCAUGCCAAGAAGAGUCUGGUUCAUAUACCAGUAGGAAGCAAAGGAGAGGGGGAUCGUGUAGAGCCUUCUGAGGCGCCUGCUCAUUAUGGGUCCGAAAUGGGAGAUGACCCAUACGAAGCUUUCUAUGUGCCUGAUCAUCCGAAGCCAAAGAUACUUCCUGACCCUGCUGCAGAUAGGCUUCGUGCCUUGGAGAAGAAGAUCAAAGCCAUCGAAGGGAAUAAUAUCUUCGGUGCCUCUGCCAUGAACAUGCGCUUGGUAUCAAAUUUGGUCAUUCCGGCUAAAUUUAAAACUCCUGAUUUCGAGAAAUACAAAGGCCAGACUUGCCCAAGAAGUCACCUAGUGAUGUAUUUCAGGAAAAUGGCUGCUCAUACCGAAAACGACAAAUUGCUCAUACACUGUUUCCAAGAUAGUUUGAGUGGAGCGUCUCUAAGAUGGUACAUGAGCUUAGAGCAAGGGCGGAUUCAAAGUUGGGAAGAUUUGGCUGACGCAUUUCUCCUGAGCAGCGCAACAUCCGAUUUUGCACAUCUGGUCACAAUCGGAGACCGCAUAGAAAAGGGUCUGAGGGAUGGAAAGAUUUCAGGAGCCGUGGCAACCUCUAGCGGACCGAAAAAGUAUUCUGGAGGCUUUCAGAAGAAAAGAGAGGGUGAAACAAACGCUGUAUCUAGAGGCUAUAAGGGGAAGCAACAGGCUUCAUAUGGCCAAGUCGCUGCCGUGGUACCCAUACCCUAUCAACAACCCAUACAACAACAACCAAUGUAUCAACCACAUCAUCAACAACCUCGUCAACAACAGAAUACAGCACCACCAAGACAAUUCAAGCCAAGGCCUCCAAGAAGGCAACUUGACCCUCUACCAGUACCUUAUAGCCAAAUAUUCCCAUAUUUGCAAAAGGAGGGCCUUCUGACAUUGAGGGAGCUGAAACCGGCUGUUUUUCCAUAUCCACCAGGAUAUGAUGCUAACGCCCAUUGUGAAUUUCACAUGGGAGCGCCCGACCAUACUCUGGAGAAUUGUUUUGCAUUCCAAAAUAGGGUACAAGACCUGAUUGAAGCAAAAGUUGUUACUUUCACUCCAAGACGCCCGAACGUGAACACUAAUCCCAUGCCAACACAUGGAGAUGCUUCCGUCAGUGCCAUUGAGGAGAGUGAUCAGGGAGAACUGAUUCUUAAGGUUGAAGAGAUUCAAACCCCUAUCACCAUGAUAGGGGCACAACUGCUAAAAAGUGGUCUAGUCCCAGAGGAGCUAGUCAAUAAUGAGAAUGAUAAAGGGUUGAGGAAUUUUAUACAACAAAUGCUGGAUCAAGGCGAAUUACAGAUAAAUCGCCGUGUUAAGAACAAGGGAGAGGAGGAGAUAGCCGUCGUGGUGGACAUCCUCUAUGAUGAGGUUAACGUGGACAUCCCUUUUGAUGAGGUUAACGUGGACAUCCCUUUUGAUGAGGUUAAUGUGGAAAUCCCCAUAAACCCAUUGGUGAUAGAGUUUCCAACACCGUUCGCAUAUGAGGAUGAGAAGGCGGUACCGUGGAUAUAUCAGCCCAGAGCUUUUAAGCAAGGGCAGGAAGACCGACCCGUAGUAAUCAAUGAACCAAACGUUACCUCAAUUGUGGGGCCAGCCGGAAUGACGCGCAGUGGCCGAGUGUUCGCGCCAAGGGCUGUUGAUGCUUCUACAAAAGCCAAAGGGAAAGAAGUUUCUACUCCUGUCCAAAUCCCUGUCCCUAGUCGAGAAAUGCAAGAAAUGCAUCUGUCGCCUAAAGCUCCGGUCACUCGUGAUGAGGCUGAGGAAUUUCUAAGGAUAAUCAAGAAAAGUGAUUAUAAAGUGGUGGACCAACUGAAUCAAACACCUUCAAAAAUCUCCAUGUUAUCUCUGUUGCUCAACUCAGAAGCACACAGGAAUUCGUUAUUGAAAGUGUUAAGUGCAGCACAUAUCACGAAAGACAUAACGAUAGAACAGUUUGAUGAUGUGAUAGCGUGUGUAACCACUGGAAAUUUUUUGGGGUUUAACGAUGAUGAACUGCCAGUUGAGGGAAAGAACCAUAACAAGGCCCUACAUAUCUCCUUGAAAUGCAUAGACACUAUACUAUCAAGGGUAUUAGUAGACACGGGUUCCUCACUGAAUGUCAUGCCAAAAACCACUUUGAUAAAGCUGCCGAUGGAGGGGAUGAAUAUGAAGCCCAGUACCCUAAUUGUAAAAGCAUUCGAUGGCUCAAGACGAGCAGUGAUAGGAGAGGUUGACCUACCAAUCAAAAUAGGCCCAACUUUCUUCAAUAUCACAUUCCAGGUUUUGGACAUACAUCCCGGUUAUAGUUGCCUACUUGGAAGACCAUGGAUCCACUUUACAGGUGCCGUCACCUCCACUUUAAACCAAAAGCUAAAAUUCAUUACCAAUGACAAGAUGAUUGUGAUUGGAGGGGAGGAGGAUAUCUUGGUUAGCCACUUAACAUCUUUCCGAUAUAUCGAGGUGGAUGGCGAGAUAACCGAGACACCAUUCCAGUCCUUGGAAGUGGUAAAUAUGAUGGCUGUCCAACAGACAUUGGAGACUCCGAAGUCAGGACCGUCCAUGGCCUCGUGGCAAGGAGCUAAGGCUGUGAUGGAAAGCGAAAGUGCUCAAGACUGGGGCAAAGUGGUGGAAGUGAACCAGAAGCGAGACAAGUUUGGGUUAGGGUAUGACCCAUCGUCAAUUGAAGCCGGUAACCAACAUGAUAAAGAGAAGAUUCCUCCUGUAGAGGAGAUGUUCACUAGUGCUGGCCACAUUUUUGGCAAUCAGGUGGCAAUGAUCAAUGUUGAAGAUCACAAGGAGGGGGUGUCUAGCUGGAUACGACAGGCCGCGCCUAAUGAAGAGCUGACAAACUGGAAGGCUGUGGAAACAGUCUUGGAUACAGUUGGGAUAUUAUUCCUUUAA